Messenger RNA from Rhizophagus irregularis DAOM 181602=DAOM 197198, 790 nucleotides. The record is from RefSeq and is a predicted model, not a curated record. NCBI's taxonomy places the organism in Eukaryota, Fungi, Glomeromycota, Glomeromycetes, Glomerales, Glomeraceae.
AUGGGACCCGCGUUGAAAUUAGAGAACUUAUUGGAAAAAAAAAUAUCACUAAACCCGCAGUUUGAAGUUGUUAGCGAGGAAAAUACGGGUCGUGUGGAUAACGCAAUCCAAGCGCUUGAGGAAUUAAUGAGGGAAACCCAUAUCAAAUUGCUAUUGGGUUCGCUCAGGUUAAAUGCCGAGUACAAGGCCAGAAUCGAGGAAUUGGAGAAAAAUAGGGCUGACACUUCAGCCGAGAAUGCUGGACUUAAGGCUAGAGUUGCAAAAUUGGAACAAGAGUCCAGGCAGUCACAGAAUGAUUUCUCUCCCAAGGAACUUGUCAACAUAACAGAGUCUGUAGCAGUCUAUUCACCUGUUUGUGAAACAAAUGAUGUGGUAUCAGAAGUGCGGUUAUCUAUAGAUAACCCGGUACCUGCCAGCUCUAAGUCAUCAGAGAAUAGAAAGACGGAUGCUUUCAUGGAUGAGGUGAACAAGAAAAAUGAUAAUAAUCUCUCAGAUUUCAAGAAUGAAGAUUUCUGUGAUGGUGAAGUGCCAAUUGCAAAGAAAUCUUCUCAGCUGGAAGAAUGACAAAAUGAAGCUAAAGUAAAUAUAAUGGCAAAUAAUAAUCUGAAUAUCAAUCUAAUUUGAGCUGUAACAGUACUUAGUACUUCCCAGUAUAAUUAAUUAAUUUAAUUAUGCCAUUAUACCUGACAUAAUAUACUGUAAUAAUUAUAUAAUGAUUAUAGAUGCUAAUAUCAUAUACUGUAUGCCGUAAUUAAAUUAACCAAUAAAGUUAAAUUGAGUUUUACAGGUG